UCAGAGUGCAAAUUCACCUGCACCAGCGGUAAAUGCUUGUAUCUUGGUUCACUGGUCUGUAACCAACAGAAUGACUGUGGGGACAACAGUGAUGAAGAAAACUGUCUCCUGGUGACUGAACAUCCACCUCCGGGCAUCUUCAACUCGGAGCUGGAGUUUGCCCAGAUCAUCAUCAUCAUUGUGGUGAUUACAGUGAUGGUCGUGGUUAUUGUCUGCCUGCUGAAUCACUACAAAGUGUCCACGAGGUCUUUCAUCAACCGCCCAAGUCAUAGCAGGAGGCAGGAGGACAGGCUGCAGCCGGAAGGGCGCCUGUGGCCUUCAGACAGCUCUGGUUCUCGGCCAGGUGCCUCAGAGAUCAUGUAUGCCCCACGCUCUAGGGACAGGUUUACUGCUCCGUCCUUUAUCCAGAGGGAUCGGUUCAGCCGCUUCCAGCCCACCUACCCCUACGUGCAGCACGAGAUCGACCUUCCCCCCACCAUCUCCCUGUCUGAUGGGGAAGAGCCGCCCCCUUACCAGGGACCCUGUACGCUGCAGCUCAGGGACCCUGAACAGCAGAUGGAACUCAACCGAGAGUCUGUAAGGGCCCCGCCCAACCGGACCAUAUUCGACAGCGAUCUGAUAGACAUCUCAGUUUAUAAUGGGGGCCCGUGCCCACCCAGCAGCAAUUCGGGCAUAAGUGCCAGCACUUGCAGCAGUAAUGGGAGAAUGGAGGGGCCACCCCCGACGUACAGCGAGGUGAUGGGCCACUACCCAGGAGCCUCUUUCUUCCAUCACCAGCACAGCAACGGGCACAGAGGGAGCAGACUGCACAACUCCGGGAGCACAGACAGGAAGCCUGGGAACCUUGUCUGA
Messenger RNA from Pteropus alecto (black flying fox), 852 nucleotides. RefSeq names its product low density lipoprotein receptor class A domain containing 4 (gene LDLRAD4). The record is from RefSeq and is a predicted model, not a curated record. NCBI's taxonomy places the organism in Eukaryota, Metazoa, Chordata, Mammalia, Chiroptera, Pteropodidae. Gene Ontology annotation, cellular component: Golgi membrane; early endosome membrane. Gene Ontology annotation, molecular function: R-SMAD binding. Gene Ontology annotation, biological process: negative regulation of transforming growth factor beta receptor signaling pathway.